AGGCAAGAGCUGGAGUCGGAGAACAAGAAGCUGAAAAAUGACCUCAAUGAGCUGAGGAAGGCUCUCGCAGACCUAGCGACCCAAAACAACUCUUCCAACGAUACUCAGGACAGUUACAACCUCCUACUGAAUCAGCUGAAAUCGGCCGACGAGGAGUUGGAAGUGCGGAAGGAAGAGGUUCUCAUCCUGAGGACGCAGAUUAUGAACGCAGCCCAGCAAAAAGACACAAGGAAAAACGUGGAGACCAACACCCCCAAUGCCAGCUGGCCGAACAGUGACAAGCACAUUGAUCAGGAGAGCACGGUGGAAGCCUACCAGGAGCUGUGCGAGACGAACCGGUUGCUGGAAUCACAGCUCCAGGAUCAGAAAAGAAAGUACGAUGAGGAGGUAGAAGCUCUGAAAAAACAGGUGGAUGUAACGAAGGAGCAGCUGGAGAAGCAGCAGCAGACAUACCUGCAGAUCGCGCAGCUGUCUCCGGAGGCCCAGGUGGAGUUUGGAAUUCAGCAAGAAAUUACACGUCUCACCAAUGAAAAUCUGGAUCUUAAAGAAUUGGUAGAGAAUUUGGAAAAGAAUGAAAAGAAGCUGAAGAAGCAGCUGAAGAUUUCCAUGAAGAAGGUUCAAGAUCACAAAGCAUCCCAAGCCAUGGUACUGCCGGAGGGGAGGCAGUACGACUUCAACAUGGAAGUUGCUGUCCAGAGGAAGGAGAAAGAUUUUCAGGGCAUGUUGGAAUAUCAUGCAGAAGAUGAGCCGUUCCUCAUCCAAAACCUCAUUACAGAUCUCAAGCCACAGGCAGUGUCUGCUACUGUUCCCUGCCUUCCUGCCUACAUCCUCUACAUGUGCAUCAGGCACACGGAUUACAUCAGCGAUGACCAAAAACUGCACUCCUUGCUCACCUCCACCAUCAAUGGCAUUAAGAAAGUGCUGAAAAAACACAACCAUGAUUUCGAGAUGACGUCAUUUUGGCUGGCGAAUACGUGCCGCCUACUGCACUGUUUAAGGCAAUACAGCGGAGAAGCGAAUUUCAUGACACAAAACACACCUAAGCAGAAUGAGCACUGCCUGCAGAACUUUGACCUGACCGAGUACCACCAGGUGCUGAGCCGCCUCUCCAUCCAGAUCUACCAGCAGCUCAUUAAGGUAGCAGAGGGCGUGCUCCAACCCAUGGUUGUGCCUGCAGUGUUGGAAUAUGAAAGUAUCCAGGGACUUUCCGGUAUCAAACGGAUGGGCUACAGGAGUCACUCCUCCAACAUGGCAGACAGUGACAGCUCCUACAGCUUAGACACAAUCAUUCGCCAGCUGAACACGUUCCACAGCAUCAUGUGUGACCACGGCCUGGACCCAGAGAUCAUACAGCAGGUCUUCAAGCAGCUCUUCUACAUGAUCAACGCAGUCGCCCUGAACAAUCUCCUCCUGCGGAAGGAUGUCUGCUCGUGGAGCACGGGCAUGCAGCUAAGGUUUAACAUAAGCCAGCUGGAGGAAUGGCUGCAUGCGAAGAACCUGCAGCAGAGUGGAGCAGCAAAAACUUUGGAGCCCUUGAUUCAGGCAGCACAGCUGCUGCAGCUGAAAAAGAAAACCUCAGAAGAUGCCGAGGCCAUCUGCUCCUUGUGCACAUCACUCACCAUGCAGCAGAUUGUAAAAAUACUUAAUCUCUACACUCCUGUGAAUGAGUUCGAAGAACGUGUGACAGUAGCUUUCAUACGUGACAUACAG
This is a messenger RNA of Tauraco erythrolophus (red-crested turaco), 1710 nucleotides long. The record is from RefSeq and is a predicted model, not a curated record. NCBI's taxonomy places the organism in Eukaryota, Metazoa, Chordata, Aves, Musophagiformes, Musophagidae.